Acaulospora colombiana is the source of this 816-nucleotide messenger RNA. The record is from the annotation of a GenBank genome assembly. NCBI's taxonomy places the organism in Eukaryota, Fungi, Glomeromycota, Glomeromycetes, Diversisporales, Acaulosporaceae.
AUGGAUCCAUUGGCCAUCUCAUCUGAGGACCAAGAUGUGCCUUUUAAGUAUCAUUGGUGUGGCAAAGGUAGUGGCUAUGUUCAUGGCUGGCGGGUUUCCAGCAACGCUCAGCUUGAUUCCCACUUGACCAGCCCCACCCCUGAUUCACAAUUUCUAAGACUUCAAUGGGACAGCCACUUGGACAUCGAAGUCCUUGAAACGGACUGGGCUGGAGAUCGAAUCAUUCUUAUAGGCGACUAUGCCGACGCAUUUCCUCCUGGAAUUCUUACCGACGAAGAAGCCAAAGAAUUGGACCCAGCAGAAAGCAUGAGCAGCUGCCGAUGCCAAAAAAGUGACCAGAUUACCGACAAAUUUGAAAGCACGCGUUUUGAGAGGAGGCUGUCAUCAUUCGAACGUCUUCCAUACGAUGCCCUUGACAUCAUCUUUUCUCAGCUUCCGCGACCUUCCCUUGCUGCUUGCGCCCUCCUGAGUACUCGAGUAUAUUCUGCGCCUCAUUGGGAGUCCGUGAGAGUAUUACAUGAAAUCCUCAAACAGCUUCCGCGCCUCGUCUCCCUCCAUGUCCUACCAAGCUGGAUCACCUACGGAGACUUGCCUUAUUGGGAAUACCCAUUCAAACUCCGAAAGAUUAAGUGGGGCUUGAUAAAGGACGAGGGAUCCCAAAAGUUUAUUUCAUCGCAAUCUGGUACCUUGGAAGAGAUAGGAUAUCUGAAAAUAAGGUCCAGUGAUAAAGAGGAGGAUGGCCCCGUCGUCAACGACUACAACUCCGUUGGAAUGCCUACAUAUUGGGAGGAAUGUGAAAGCGAAUCUGAUUCUUGA